Spirodela intermedia is the source of this 4860-nucleotide messenger RNA. NCBI's taxonomy places the organism in Eukaryota, Viridiplantae, Streptophyta, Magnoliopsida, Alismatales, Araceae. The record is from the annotation of a GenBank genome assembly.
AUGGCGGAGGCGACCGCCGGCGAGCAUCCCGUCAUCGAUCCGUCCUCCUUCGACCUCGUCGUCUCGGGGACUGGCCUCGUCGAAUCCCUAGUGGCCGCCGCCGCGUCGGCCUCCGGCAAGUCUGUCCUCCACCUUGACUCCAACCCCUACUACGGGGUCCACUACUCCUCUCUCUCGCCGCAGUCCCUCUCCUCCUUCCUCCAGCAGAAUGCUCCCGCCGCCGCCGACGACGAUGACGGCCCGCGCCAGCCGGCGCCGAAGUCGUCUGUCGGCGUUGCCGUGGAUCUUCAGCCCCGCCGGCUGUACUCUCACGUGGAGAUUGCGGGCGAGGUCCCCGAGCCUUCUAGAGGCUUCCUCCUCGACCUGUCGGGCCCCAGGGUCCUCUACUGCGCGGAUCCGAUGGUGGACGUGAUGCUGCGGUCGGGGGCUAGUCACCAUAUCGAGUUCAAGAGCGUUGAUGGGAGCAUGAUCUACUGGGAUGGGAAGCUCCAGAUGGUGCCUGACUCGAGGGAGGCCAUCUUCAAGGAUAAAAGCCUCAGUCUAACUGAGAAAACUCAGAUGACGAGGUUUUUGAAGCUAGUUCGGGAGCACAUAACCUCAGAAGGGGGAGAAGGCGAAGAGGCUAGCAAGAUAUCGGGGCCGUACCUGGAGAUGCCAUUCGUAAAGUUCUUGGAGAAGCAGAGGCUGCCACCGAAGAUCAAACUGUACGGACAUAUUCACCUUUAUUUCUUGGGCUUGUGUGCCUCGUAUUUAGGAGUUCUAUAUUGUGUAGUUGAUCCAAACGACUGCCAACGUACCCGAGUAUGUCUGCACCUUUUAAGUUUUGACCUCUCUCAUUCAUCCUUAUCGAUGAAAUUAGGAAGUACAGAAUAUUCAGGUGCAGAUUGAUGACGGGUUUGCUAGAUGUUACUGCAUUCUGAAAAUUAAAUCGUCAUACCGAGCUUGGAGAAUCAUUGGAAUGAGCAUAAAAAAAUUAUAGAUUGACCUAUUAAGGAUUUCAUCUCAAAAAACUGAUAAAGAUUUGAAUUUUCAGGAUACGAUGUAGGAUUUUAACUACUCACACUACUUAGCAAGUGGUUAUUCUCAGCGAAAAGAAGUAUCAUGUCCAUCAUAUUUAAUCUCAAACUAAGAUCAAAUUUCAUGUAAUGGAGAACUCGACGCAAGCUGUGAAAAAACGUCUUCCUGACUAAAAGGGAUAAGAUUCAUCUGUCAUUCCUCUUAAAUUUUAGCACUUUGCAGGAGUUUAUUGUGCUCAAUCCAAAUUUUCAAAUGGCUCCAGCUGAGGAUUAUUCGAUCGGCGUUGCCACUUUGUUGAAUUAGAAAAUGUCUGCUGCAGCCUUUGGUGAAUUCUGUCAAGACCAUCACGGUCAUGUGAUCCUUGCUUAAGGCCACGCUAUGGAUUCUGUUUCGCCUAAUCAUGAUUUCAAUUAGGAUCUCAAGCUUAAUGUGGAUGAAAUGACAUGUAUUUCUGUCUUUUAUAUAUUUAAAGAGUAAGGUUUUCAUCUUUCUCCUUACUGUCAAUUCAAAGUUUGGGGGCGGGGGGCUUAAUUUCCCUAUUUGUGAAACGUAACUGUUGAUUAUUUUUCUUUUUUAGGAUUGUUCUAUAUGCAAUUGCCAUGGCAGAUUAUGAUCAGGAUAACCCAGAAAGCUGCAACAAACUGAUGGACACAAAAGAGGGACUAGAAAGCUUAUCUCUUUACAGUUCAUCCAUUGGAAGGUCAACUGAAGUCUUUUAUUUAAUUUUAUUCGAUCAUCUGAACUAUCAUUCAUACUCUUGACAAAAAGGGCCAGGGAGAAUAACUCUCAUUAUAGUCGCAAUUAAAAAUAACCUGGUCAUUUAUUUAUUUUUCCUUUGUCAUUGUAACGAUAUCAAGCUUAUCUCAAUGUCUUAGCCAUAAAGACAGAACAUCACUGGGUCCUGAAGAAAUCGUGAAAAUAUUUGAUGUUUGAUGACGAUUCAGCUAGUUUUAUACGUCAUCCUUCCAAGCUUCCCCAACAUAGCAGCCCACACUGUCAUUUUUUAGAUUAAUGCAUUGAGAUCAAAUCCUUCAAAAUCAUUUAAUUGCCCCAAAGGCAGCUAUGCCACUCAUAGCCCUGUCCUCUGAACAGAAAUCUGACUUACAUUGGAAAAUCUGUCAUAGGUGCAAGCUCAAGCUCACUUAACUGAUACUUGUCGUCAGGCAUAUAUACUAGUAUCAUGUAGAUUUAAUAUUGAAGGAGCAUCCAACACCAUGUAUAAUAUUGAAGAAUUUUUCUGACGGUCCUGAAUAACAUCGUGUGUGGUUUCAGAAGAUUAUGUUAUUUUCUUCCUACUUGGUGUCAUCAUAUCUUGAUGCAUAUAUUUCUGGUAUUAAUUUUAUUUUUUUAUCUUCGAAGCCCACUGGAAGCAGUUGAGUGCAUAUUUCCCAGUUCAUAGAUGUGAUUGAAACUCCUUUGAUUUCUACUGUGAUAUCUCAGUGCAUAAACGGCAAUACUUGCUCAUACAAGUAACCAUAUGCACCCUCAUUACCUGUUUGCUUUAAACUUUGUGAACACAUUUUCACCUCUUAUUUACUUACUUGGUAAUAUAAUUUUAGGUUUCCUAAUGCAGUGGGUGCAUUAAUUUAUCCAAUAUAUGGCCAAGGAGAGUUGCCGCAGGCCUUUUGCCGUCUUGCUGCUGUUAAAGGUGCUUUGUAUGUGAGUUUUUGGACUUCGGUACUAUAUUUCUUGGGAGCAUCAUCUAAUCUAACGUAUAGUGAUAAAAAUCCGACGUCAGAAGUGUCUAGGAGAUUAGGUAUUAGAACUUGUACGACGCCACAGUGUGCAAAAUUUAGGAGCCUACUUACUUUCUCCCGAAUAGGCAAUAGUGGAAUUUAUUAUUAUUAUUAUUAUUAUGAUGAUGAUAGAAAUUUUCGUAUCUGAGUCCAAAUGCAUUAUCGCAGGUCCUACGGAUGCCAGCUUCCAGUUUGCUUUUUGACAAGGUAUAUUAGUUAUGUGUUGCUUUCAUUUUAUUAAUGCAUCACCUGAUCCGUUGAUCUCUCUUUCGCGACUUUUGAUUCAAUCUACUGUAUUUCACUCCUCGCUAUUAAAUGUGGUUUGUUGGGGACUGUAACGGAACCCAAGGUUUUAGUUAGAACGGAUCUUUAAGGAUAUCAUCUUAAACUAACCAAUAAUACGCCAUUACUUUUUUAUUCACCUAUUGAUGCAUUGAACCAGAUUUUCCUCCAUGAUUCGGUGCAUAUUUCUCACAUUUAGAUUGUCUGUUUCAUGGGUUUUAUCCCUUGUUUUUGCUGUUUUCAACACAAACGUUUGAUGAACAUGAAGAAAUUUACUGAUCUGACGGAGAUUUACUGGCCCAUAAUGAGAAUUUUUCCUAGAAAUUUAUCAACUGUCAACUUUUCCUGCAAUCUCGAGCGUUAUCUAAUCCCAUUUUGGGGUAUAUAUAUAUACAUACAUACGUAUAUAACCUGACUUGAACAUAUGUGCUCAUAUUCAAGCAAAGAUGUAACAUUUUUUAUCUUACUGAAAUAUGAACGACAAUUCUCUCAUCAAUUAGCAUAUGCUUUUUAUAGACGAUGAAUUAAAAAUGUAUAUUGAGUUUUAUCUCCAUGUAUACUUUUGUGGUCAAAUCUGAAUGCUUACUCCACCUAUUAGUUUCUUUUUUUAUUUCCCACUGUAUUUUAUUUUAAAAUGCUAUUUUUUCUUGAAAUAAAAGAGACUCGUAUCUGCCUUGUGAAGCUCUUAAGAAAUCAUUCUCUAUCUUCUCAGGAAGACAAAGCAUAUAAAGGGGUUCGAUUGGCAACUGGGCAGGAUAUAAACUGCCAUCGGAUCCUCAUGGAUUCAUCUUCCGUGGUUCCUCCUCCUUUCCCUUCGCCAGAUCCUCUAGAGAGCACCAUUGAAGCUAGCCAUGCUUCCAAGGUUGCCAGGCUGGUCUGUAUAACGAGGAGUUCUCUACACCCCCAACUAUCAAAUAUCCUGAUAAUUUUGCCCCCCAGAUGUAAGUUUCUUGUUGUUCCUUUAUAUAAAUAUUAUUUUUGGAAUCAAAAUAAUUGCAGCAAUGAUGCAAUGUGAAUCUGGGCCGUCAAUCGUAUGCACCCUCUCUGACUAGAUCCGUCCUUGCAGCUCUGUUUCCUGCCCAGGAAACAUCGAUCCGGGCCCUUCAACUGGGAAGCGGCCUGGCAGUUUGUCCGCCGGACUUGUAAGUUUCCAUAAAUGGGAAUGAAAUGGAAGAUUGUUAGAACCAACUUGGUCAACUAAUAGUUUUAGGCUUUUUUUUUCUCUGAAUCUUCCCUCAGCUUCGUUGUGUACUGUUCAACCAAGUGUGACGAUGCUAUUCGAGGAAAAGAACACCUGCUUGCCGCCAUGAAUGCCCUCUUCGAGCUCCCAGGUGGGAAGAACGAGCAGGAUGAACACAGUGGAGAUUUGUAUAUUAAUGAAAACACCAGCAAGUCAAAGCCAGUUUUAUUGUGGUCUGCGUCAUAUGUUCAAGAGCUCACGGAGGUCAACAUUUUCUUUAUUUCAAAAAAAAAACUCCAUAAAAAAAAACCUUCAAAUAUUGAUAAAUUAUUGUGUACCGUAGGUGGCAGAGGGCUGUUCUCUGAGCUCUUCACCCAUGCCUGACGGCAAUCUUGACUACGGAAGCCUUCUGAAGUCAACGGAGAAGGUAAACCCCCCCCCGCCGCCCUUUCCGUCAGAUGCAUGAAAUCUUUUAUGCAUGUAUUAAAUGGUUUUUUUCUUAACAUUUUGAUGAAUGGAAUUCAAUGUUUAUUGCCGAGUGUUGGUCAUGUUCCACAGCUGUUUCACAGCUUGUACCCUCAGGAAGAGUUCUUCACUGCGAGCAGACCUUCCGAGGAAGAGGGAGAUGGCAUCACCGAGGGUUGA